Penaeus indicus is the source of this 2005-nucleotide messenger RNA. RefSeq names its product arginine/serine-rich coiled-coil protein 2-like. The record is from RefSeq and is a predicted model, not a curated record. NCBI's taxonomy places the organism in Eukaryota, Metazoa, Arthropoda, Malacostraca, Decapoda, Penaeidae. The transcript has 11 exons. The coding region runs from base 75 to 1598 and encodes 507 amino acids.
ACGUCCGCCAUCUUGGAAAGGCGAGAGAGAGACGCGACUUCUUAUUUGAGGAAAAAAGUCCAAUUUCUCUCACUAUGAACGCGUUACAGUCUUAUUCGAGUGAUGAUGAAUCGGGUGGGGAAGUGCCGGAAAGGAAGAGUCACAAAUGUGGUGACCCAGGCACAAACUACGAUGAUGUAGGAAUGGAUAUAAGUGAGGACUCCGAGGAUGAGCUGCAGCAGAACCCCAAAGCCAACAGUGCCAACAGUGCCAACGCCUCGACUAGGCCGUCGUCGGUGAACAGCUGCACGCCUUCACAUGGACUGCCCAGUGCCUCGCCGACCUCCGGCAAAUCCUCUGCCACAGACAGCAAAGACGGACAGAGGUCCAGUUUACAGGAGAGAUUACUAGGACUUGCCAGUGGAGGGAGACGUUUAUCCCAAGAUGACCGAGGUGGACAGAGAGAAAACAAAGACAGCAGCAGUAGCGGCAGCAACGCAAGCUCCACCUUAGAACAGGAUGCUAACCCCCCCUCAAAAUCUAGAUCUAAGUCCCCCGUGGUCACUAAGCCGUCCAAAACCAGGUCUCCUAAGCCCAGGUCCCCGGGGGGAGGGGGCCACCGCAGUAGGCACAAGACGAGAUCAAGAUCAAAGUCAAGGGAGAGGGACUCAGGGCGCUCGGGGCAGCAAAGCAGAGACCAUACGAGUCGAAGUCAUCUCAGUCAAGGGCAUUCAGGGCGAAAUAGAGACAGCCGAGACGUACGCAGGAGCCGCGACGACGACCGCAAGCGGAGAGAUGAAGAGAGACGCAGCAGAAGGUCACGGUCCAGGUCAAGGUCGAGAGAGAGACGCAGGUCGAGGUCGAGGUCAAGGGAUCGCAGGUCACGGUCGAGGUCAAGGGAGAGGCGCAGACGCAGUCGAAGCCGGGAGAGAAAGAGGCCCAUGGACAUCAGGAAAGUCUUUCCUACAGAAGCUCAGCAGAAAUUGGCUGCCCUUAAAGCAGCGAACCCAGAUCUGACCACGGCAGAGCUUUUGAGAAGGAGCAUGGAGGCCCAGGUGGAGGAGGUGCAGAAGCAGACGGGCAUCACCCUCCCGUCGUACUACAACCCGGCGGCCAUGAACCCCAUGAAGUUUGCCGAGCAGGAGAGAAAGAAGAAGCUGCUGUGGGGUAAUAAGAGUAAGCCAGAUGGCACUGGCAGCGCAAGCGAAGGCACUUCUUCCCUCUAUGGCAGCCUCGGUGCCCUUGCCAGCCAGAGCGCAGGUUUGGAACAGGCAGGCGUCUCGCAGCCCAAGAUGGAGAUGAGUGCCGGGCCGCUGAGUGGAGCGACAGGGAGCGGCCAGGCGUCCCUUUGGGCCAACACCAAGUUCUCCAAUGACCGUGACGGGAAAAUGGCAGAGAAGUUCCGUAGACUCAUGGGUGUCAAAAAUGCAGCUCCAGCAGAACCCCCAGCUGCUGCCGAUACAAAAACCAGCAAAGACGGGAGAGACGUUGACUUGCUGCAGAAGCAAGAGACGAUGUUCUCCUCGAUGGAAAGGCAGUACGAAAUGGCUCGACUUGCUACUCACACUCACAAGGGCUUUGGUCUGGGGUUUACUAGUCAGUCUUUUAUGCCAAAGUAAAAGAAUCCUUUUUUCUUUCUGUCUCCUUCGCCUCUUUCUUCUUCCUCUUCCUAUUCUUCCCACUUUUCCUCUUGUAAUAAUUUACUUUACAGUUAUUCUUGUUAUAACUCUAUACCUGCUACUACUUCUUAACACAGAUUGUUAUAGAUUAUAUAAAGGGAUGAGAGUGUUGCUAUUUAUUUCACCUUCUGGGUAUGCAUAUUGUAGCUCUAUGUCAAGUUGUGUUAGUGUCAGGAGUGCUUAAUAUUGAUUGUUAUGUUCUCUAGAAAUCCUCAGAUGGAAGGCAUGAAAGUAUGUAGUACAACAGGUGCAACCCUUAUCAAAGAUUAUAAUGAUAACAGUAAUUUUAACUUCCUGCAUUUAUUUGAAAUUGGAAACCAACACUCAUUAAAUUCCUCCUCAAAUCA